GCUGGUGGCGUGGACACAGCCCAAGCAGACUGCGCCGCUACUUCCUCUUGCCUCGUCGUGUUUCGUUGCCGAAAAUCUGGCUUUGGCACCGUUUAUUUUAAAUGGCAUUGCACAUUCGCAGCAAAGAAAGUCGCUGCUAGCCUCCUAAAAGGGCAGUAUUUGUAGCUCGAAGGUGGGCGGUCGCCUUGGUAUCGUAAGAUUACUUGGUGCAGACGACUAAGCUUAUCGUGCGUUACGGUAUACUUUUGGUUCUGUACAGGUGAUUACACUUGCGCAAACGAGAAAUUGGUCGCACCACUGUUUCCGUAUACUAUGAUAUGCCUUAGUGAUAAUUGAUUUCACUACGUGUAUGAAUUGGUGCACCGUCGACUGUUGUAGGUUCGCAGCAGUUACUAUGAAACACGCUUAAAUGAUGCAUAUUCUGCUACUGCCAGCCUGUGUGGCUAUUGGCACAGGAUGGUUAUAUCUCCUCACUACGCUACUUCCGAGCGUCGGCCACGAUGAUGAUGCGAGUCGCCUGAAGUUUCCUAGCAGUCAUCAAGAAUUGAAGGAAUUAGCGGAGCUACUGAGUUCCUACAAAGAGCAACACGCAGCUUAUGUGUUGGUGCUGUUUUCAUCGGCAUACUUGUACAAGCAAACGUUUGCCAUUCCGGGAUCCGUUUUUCUGAAUGUUCUGGCUGGUGCACUGUUCGGCAUCUGGAAAAGUUUUUUGUUGACUUGCCUGCUUUCUGGAAUAGGCGCAUCACAGUGCUAUUUGCUCUCCAAAUACUGUGGCCAAAAGUACGUUGCGAGUUACUUUCCUGAUAAAGUAAAGCUUUUCCAAGACAAGGUCAAGGAAAACAGAGAUCGCCUCCUGUAUUGGCUUCUCUUUUUGCGUUUAUUCCCGAUGACACCAAACUGGUUUCUCAACAUUGCGUCUCCAGUUGUUGGUGUUCCACUGCACCUGUUCUUCAUAUCAGUUUUCAUUGGCUUGAUGCCUUACAACUUUAUAUGUGUGCAGACAGGCUGCAUACUCUCAGAGUUGAAGUCUAUGAAUGACAUACUCACAUGGACUACAAUGGCCAAGAUGGCAGCCAUUGCAGGCGUUGCACUUUUACCAAGCCUUCUGAUGAAAAGAGGUGUCAAGAAAGAGUGAGAUAUCAACUGACAAAUGAUUAGACUUAACUUUGUUCAUUCCUAAUUCACUUUCCUCAAGUUGAUGUUAUGUACAAAUAUGUCAUUAAAAUACAUGUGAAUUUUU
This is a messenger RNA of Dermacentor andersoni, 1240 nucleotides long. RefSeq names its product transmembrane protein 41A-like. The record is from RefSeq and is a predicted model, not a curated record. Lineage: Eukaryota; Metazoa; Arthropoda; Arachnida; Ixodida; Ixodidae.